CUAUCCUUGGAUUUCACUGUUUUGAACUAAUACACUAUCAUACAUAACUGAACUAUUUUGUGUGAACAUUUGACUCUGAUGUACUUUAUCACCAUUGUUUGGGGCAGGAUACUGAAAGCUGGUCUGAGCGGAAGUGUCAUUCAGAACCAGGAACUCCCGCUGGUCAUCAGCACAGUGUGCAAAAGCUUCGCAGGCUAUCUCUACGCAUGGAAUUUCGUCAAGGAAAACUGGGAAAAGAUCACUCAAAGGUUCCCCAUUGGGUCUUUUGCCAUUCAAAACAUUAUUGUGUCAACAACCUCCCAAUUUUCUACCAAGCUUCAACUUCAAGAGCUUCAGAACUUCUUCAGCUCGCUCAAAGACAAGGGCUCACAGAUGAGAAGUGUGGAGGAGGCGGCCGAGACAAUCAAGUUGAACAUCCAGUGGAUGGACAAAAACUUGGACACACUCCGAAACUGGCUGUAGAGCCUUGGCGGCCCUGCCACUCCACUCCACUCCCUUCCCGUUUGCACCUCCCUCCACUCCUCUAAACCCCAAGAUGGCGUUGCCGGGCAACCCCCUCCACCACGGCAACGCUGUCGUUUGCACUAGUACGAGUUCCAGCUUGCUCAGGGCUAUCUGUUUUGAUUGUACGUCUGAGACACAUACACAAAAAUCUUGCAAUUUUGAGCAAAAGUGUUUCUGUCAGUGUUCUCUUAUCUGUCUACUUACCAAACUAGCGUCUUUGAGUGAAAAAUAUGCCUUUUGGGAGCAACCGGACGGAAAAGCCACACAACUGAAGUUAAAUUGCUAAUCUAACUGUGGGUACUACUGCCAAUGCUGGUCAGGAGUGUCCUCUUAAGUGUUUUCCGCAAGUGAGUGUUUUCUGAACCACUCCAUGUCGCUGAUGUCUCCAGGCCUCACUGCCUUUCCGACUCGGGCUUGCCGUAUGCAAAAGACUUUAACUUUGAGUUAUGAGUAACUCUUCUGCCACUGUAACAAUGUAUAUACUUUUUGCCUUAGUGUGUUUUCCCUCUGUUACAUGCUAUGUAUUUUCAAAGCUUUUUGCCCAUGUUUGCAUUACGGUGAAAAUUUUAGUUUUUCUCUCUCUGGUAUAUAUGGCUUUUGAAGCCGUGUGCGCAAUGGCACCCAGUUGGCAAGGGCCAUCCUCACAGAGUGCUUUGAGUUUUGUCAUGGGACACAAGAAUGGUAAAACAGCAACCGAGAACGCAGUUUCUUCUUAUUUUGAUAUUAGCUGACAUGGCAGAUUACAAGAAAUAUCUUUUUUCAACAGCGUAGUCUUGAGAGUAUUCAGCCCACUGGUUCUUGUAGUCCUGAGUUAUUCAUUUCCAAAUUUAAGAUAUGCCAGCGCAAUACAUUUGGUUUGGGUAACGUGCUAACUAAACUGCCAGCCUGUUCUUUCCAAUGUGAAUCAGGGAUGGACUUUCAAAGGAGAUGGGCUCAGAGAUACACCUACGGUAUAUUUUCUUUCAGAUUAAUUCACUUGGCUUUACAUUCAAUAUAUAACCAAAUUCAUAGGGAUCCAUGUUGUUCUGUAAACUGUAGUCCAUACAUUAAUUUAAUUGUUAAUGACUUUGAUCAUAAAAUUGUGAAUUUGGCUCUGUUGUGCCAGUCAGCAUUCACAUAAAUGUGAUGGUCUAUGGCAAUAAUGCCAUAAAAACACUGCUCAUUAUACAAUCGCAUAUGUGCAAUUUAGCGGUAUUGUGAACAAUUUAAUGAAAAGCUUAGCCAGAGUUAUUUUAUAUAAAAAGUUGAAAGUUACUUUUGAAGUUUUAGUCCAUAUGUGCACAUUAUGAAUAUGAAGAACCCGUAAUGCUUUCUAUUAAGGUUUGGACUAUGUCUGCAUUUCCAGUUAAAGGAACUUUUUUUUUUUCUUAAGAAUAAGUCAAUCCCUUUUUGUUUUUUAUAUGCUAUACACUUUACAGACUUAUGUCAAACAGUACUUGAAGAACCAGGAGUUCAGAAGGUGUUCUGUGUUGAUUGUAUGUGUGGUCCGUUGUCAUCUGAGGGGCAUGGUGGGCCUUUGAUGUUCUCACUUAAGACCAGUGCUGGAGAGAGGGAGCUGAAGAUGGCAGUGUAGACAGAGCUGUGCUGAGCUGGGAUUCUCACCUGACUGAGGAAUCAUGCUGGUCUCCACAGGGAGAGGACUGUUACACUAUCCUGAAAUAGGGUGGGGAGAACAUCAUCGUUUGGGAGAUUUCUGAGACUGUGUGAUGACGUUCACAGAUAUCAUGUGUGGGAUUUUUUUUUUCUCAUGGGAUGUAAAUCAGGUGGGUUGUAGUGCCACCAAUGAACCGAGUAGGUCUUGACUGCCCCCUUGCACCAGAGUGAAAUUAUUCUUGUUUUCUAAUUGUACAUACAGCAACAUAUGUUUUCAUACAGCAGUGAAAUUUAAAAUUGUAUUUAAAGAAAAUCAUUUAUGUAUUUUGAGAGAUUCCAGUUAUUUAUCGGCAGCAAGCUUGAUCUGUUGCCAUUUAUUGGGAUGUCUGUUCAUUUAGUCAUAAAUGGGGCACUUGGAAGGUUACAGUUUUUAUGUAAAUUAAUGUCUAGAACAUGUCUACAUUUAGAGGGUUGGGAUUCCAUGAUUAAACGAUCUUGUCUGAAAGUGAAUUUGAACAAAAUUAAGGCUAAAGAAUAUUGUUUUUUUUUUUAAAAACGUCCUACCACAAACAAAUUGUACCAUUAUUUCCGUAAGUUUGAAUUGGGCCAUUCUUUUGAGAUGUUCUUUUAAAGUAAAGUCAAACCUGUGCCGUCUCCAUUAUGCUAUAAGAAAUAAUUAAAGACAUUUUCUAAA
This is a messenger RNA of Clupea harengus (Atlantic herring), 2791 nucleotides long. RefSeq names its product leucyl/cystinyl aminopeptidase (gene lnpep). Bases 79 to 462 code for a protein of 127 amino acids. Gene Ontology annotation, cellular component: cytoplasm; plasma membrane. Lineage: Eukaryota; Metazoa; Chordata; Actinopteri; Clupeiformes; Clupeidae. Gene Ontology annotation, biological process: proteolysis; regulation of blood pressure; peptide catabolic process. The record is from RefSeq and is a predicted model, not a curated record. The transcript is spliced from 3 exons. Gene Ontology annotation, molecular function: metalloaminopeptidase activity; zinc ion binding; peptide binding.